AGCCACCCUAAAAAGGCACAGCGAGAGGGCGAGAUUACGAAUUUCCCUUGGCAGUCAGGCCGCGCAGUCGAGAGAGGCGCCGGCAGGCCGGGCGAGGCGCGCGAAGAAGGGGGUUACCUCGAGGGGCGCGAAGGGCCGCCCUUGCCGGGAAAGCCGCGGUUGCGCGCGCGAGGGCGCGCCUCCCUCCGCAAGCCGGCUCCGGGGUUCCGAGGCGGGAUCGGCGGCGGCUGCCCAGCCCGAUGGAGAGCAAAGCGAAAAUAACAUGUCCCCUUGUAACAGCUGUGGUGGUUGCUGUCAUUGGAUCCCUCCAGUAUGGUUACAACAUAGGAGUUAUCAAUGCUCCUGAAGAGAUUAUCAAGAGCUUUUUCAAUGACACAUGGAUAGAGCGAACAGGCACCCCUAUCUCCCAGACCCUCUUAACUUCAUUGUGGUCCCUCUCUGUGUCAAUUUUCUCAGUUGGGGGGAUGAUUGGUUCUUUUUCUGUUGGACUUUUCGUCAACCGAUUUGGCAGGCGAAACUCUAUGCUUCUGGUGAAUAUUCUGGCUAUUCUAGGUGGUGCUUUGAUGGGCUUCAGCAAACUUGCAAAGGCUGUGGAGAUGUUAAUAGUUGGACGCUUUAUUACUGGCAUCUUCUGUGGUCUCUGCACAGGCUUUGUGCCCAUGUAUAUCAGCGAAGUUUCUCCCACUGCCUUACGAGGGGCUUUUGGCACACUGAACCAGCUAGGUGUUGUUAUAGGCAUCUUGGUAGCUCAGAUCUUUGGCCUAAAUGUCAUCAUGGGAACUGAAAGUCUCUGGCCAUUGUUACUGGGCUUCAUCAUUGUCCCAGCCAUCUUGCAGUGUGCAGCACUUCCAUUCUGUCCUGAGAGCCCACGUUUCCUGCUGAUCAACAAAAUGGAGGAAGAGAAAGCACAUGCAGUUCUUCAGAAACUUCGCGGUGUCCAAGACGUUUCCAGUGAUAUCCAAGAGAUGAAAGAAGAAAGUGCCAAAAUGUCCCAAGAGAAAAAGGUGACCAUUCCCGAGCUCUUCCGCUCCCCCAGUUAUCGGCAGGCCAUCAUCAUUGCCAUUGCACUCCAGCUCUCUCAACAACUGUCGGGGAUCAAUGCGGUGAUCUAUUAUUCCACUGGAACAUUCAAAGAUGCUGGAGUGAAAGAGCCAGUCUAUGCUACCAUUGGUACUGGUGUGGUCAACACUAUAUUUACUGUUGUAUCGCUUUUCCUUGUGGAACGUGCGGGGCGCAGGACACUCCACUUAAUUGGCUUAGGAGGUAUGGCGAUCUGUGCUUCAGUCAUUACCAUCGCCUUGGCUUUAAAGAACAUUGUGAGCUGGAUGAGCUACAUCAGCAUCAUUGCUACUUUUGCUUUUGUGGCUGUGUUUGAAAUCGGUCCUGGUCCAAUCCCAUGGUUCAUUGUAUCAGAACUCUUCAGCCAGGGUCCUCGUCCUGCAGCAGUGGCAGUGGCUGGUUGCUCAAACUGGACAUCUAAUUUCCUUGUUGCCAUGCUUUUCCCUUAUGCAGCGCUGUUCAUUGGUCCGUAUGUUUUCCUCAUAUUUGUUGUCUUUCUCAUCAUCUUCUUCAUAUUUACAUUCUUCCAAGUCCCUGAGACAAAAGGCCGGACCUUUGAAGAGAUUUCUAGUGGUUUUGAAAGGCGAACAGAGAGUGGUGUUGCCUCAGCAGCAGUGGAAAAGAAUCACAUGGUGGAAUUGACAAGCAUACAGCCCACUAUAGAUGCUGCUGACAACAACAUUUAAUAUGCUCAGUUCUUGACAUUUGCUUGUUUCUGAGGAAGAUCCUUACAGGGGACAGGCUGCUAUAUCUUCUUAAAUUGCUGCUAUUUUUUCAUUUUCCUUCUGACUUCCUUGUGUCUGCCAAGAUGUUUUGCAAAGUACUAGAACAUGCAAAAUGCAUGGAAAUCUCAUUGACUUCCAGCAGUGGAAGGCAUUAUGGCAAAGAUAACUCGUUCUCUCCAACCUCUUUCUUUUCCAGUCUCUUGUUUAAGAAAUAUUGCUGAUCUCUCUCUGUCUCUUCACACUGAAAUGUUACCGGGGGGUGGGGUGUCAAGCAUAUUUAUGUGUGUACUGAUCAUUUACAGCUUUGAAACAAAAUUAUUUUCUGUGUACAAGUUAAUAGCUCCUUUGAACAUUCUUUUGAUAACGUGUUUUGUACAGUAUAGAUACAGAAGAAGAGUGUUCAAAAACACUGGAAUUUAAUAUAAAUCAGUGGAAAAAGAGGCAUACUUAUUUAUUUCAUCAAAUGGGAGUUUUCAUCACCAUUAGGAAAUGGGGAUAAAGCUACAAGGAUUAUUCUCUCUCCUUUUUGUACAAUCCAAAGUAUUUUAUUUACUAGAGUUUAUUUAUCCCUGUGUGACAUUGCUUGUAAAUAUUUAUUUUUAUGUAAAAACAAUGCUCCUGUAUAUAUGAACCAAGUAAAAUAUUUUAAGAUAGAUAUUUUAAGAGAUGAUAGUGCAGAGUUAGAAGCACUAUGGUUCUAAAGGAGUUUGGUGAUAGGCAAUGGAAUACCAAAGAGAAAAGAGUCAGGCAAGAGACAGGUACAGGGUCUGGAUGGAUGGUGCCUAUUGUAGUUAAAGGUCAAUUUUGCUUUUAGGAACACUGAUCCCUUGAAAAAAACAAAUGUUUUCUUCUAUUGUUGCUUCUGGGCUUCUCACAGUAUUUGGCGGCUGUAUUGAGUACCUGUCUUUAAGUAUUACUUGAAAAUUGUGGCGUUAAAAAUAAUUGGGAAAGUGUGAUGAGUUGUUUGCAUUCAUAAAUUACAGACUAUAGGCCAUUUUUAAUGGAUUUUGAUUAUAUGAGUAAACCUGUGGUUGCUGAUGUGUGAAAAUAUAAGAUAGGAUGUGGAACACACUUAUUUCAAGGACUGUCCUUCAAGGAUGAGAACAUGGCUCCCAAAUUGUGCAAGGCUGCCAUUUUGGGUGAGGGAUAAAAUAUCCUCUCUCUCUACAUUUGUUCUCUGAAUUUGAUGCCACUCCAUGUCAUAACCUCAUGUACAUUAAGACCCCAGAGUACAUUAUCUUGUUUCUGAAAGCUAUAUGGAGUAGGAGAUGCUUAUCUGGCCUACACUUUUGCAUUGUGAUGGAGGGGAUGGUUUGUUUUCCUGUUUCUUUUCUUUAAAAAAAAAAAAAGAAUGAAGUCUGAACACCGAAGAAGGCAAAUGAUACUUAAAAGACUGAAACAAAGCUAGGUCAUCAAUUUAAUUCUAUCUUGUCAAUUAUUUUAUUAUUAGAUGGCAAGUUCUUGAAGUGUGGAGAUGAUGGAAUAUAGAAUAGCGAUUGAAGACAUUAAACUGGAUAGUUUCAAGUAUGACUAAGAUAUAAGCCCAUAGUACUUGAAUAACCUGAAGAUAUUUCAAAUCUUUGCCAGUGGGUACAAAUGUAUAUAACUUAUUUUUCUUUCAAGUAGCAUUGUGGUAUAUAAUCUACCAUAAUAUAUAGUGUACUGAUUUGGCUAACUGUAUUCUAUAUAUUUCAUUGGAUUCAAAUUUCAGCAUAUUCAUUGGUGUUGACUGAAGCAGGCUCCCCUAUGCCUCUCAGUAGCACCUUGAACUCCUGAAAACUUUGGAAGGAAGAUUUGGAAUGCUUUGCUCAAUCAGGCGGCCUGUGAUUGGGGUGAAAGGUAUAUCCUGUCAAAUUGGAUGGAAGCACCUUUUAUGAGCAAAGUUGUAUUUGUGGAAGGUAUCCGCCUCCUUUUCACAAUUCCCUAAACUUCUUCCCAGUGCACCAUAGCCAACACAGUUUUCCAGAGCCUGGUCUAUAGAAUGCAUUUCCAGAAAGCUGGAGUGGUUGUCAUGGGGAAGAGGGCAUUCAACAUGUCUGCAUUAAUUAGCCUGGUUGCACACAUCUCAGCCUGGAUCCAACUCAUUACCAGUAUUGUUAGUGGGAUACAUUUUUAUAGGCACAGAAAUGUGAACUAGUGUAAUAUUUUGGUGCUGUCUGAGUGUGCAUGCAUAUCUGUGAAUUAACGCAUUCCAGAAAAAUGUGUGUGGUUGCGAUAAUGGUCUCUACUCCUUUCUUAACCAAUUAAGGAAAGGGAAGACAUGCCUUUUCAGGGGACUUGGGAGCUGUGGCUAUGUGUGGGUAUAGAAGAUAUGUAAUGGAAAAU
Messenger RNA from Pogona vitticeps (central bearded dragon), 4109 nucleotides. Its product is annotated as solute carrier family 2, facilitated glucose transporter member 3. The record is from RefSeq and is a predicted model, not a curated record. Gene Ontology annotation, molecular function: D-glucose transmembrane transporter activity. Gene Ontology annotation, cellular component: plasma membrane. Lineage: Eukaryota; Metazoa; Chordata; Lepidosauria; Squamata; Agamidae. Gene Ontology annotation, biological process: dehydroascorbic acid transport.